AUGCCUUGGCGCCAUAGAUUUGAAUACUCGCCCCCGUCGACGACCAAGGAGGAGCCCAUUCUCGCUGACAAUCCACAGCGCUUCUGUAUGUUCCCGAUUCGCUACCCCAGGAUGUGGGAGAUGUACAUAAAGGCCAAGGCGAGCUUCUCGACUGCUGAUCUCUCCCAGGAUGCCAAGCACUGGGAGUCUCUCACCGAACGAAAAUCAUUUCAUGAGCCAUGUUUUGGCCUUCUUCGCCGCCUCGUCUUGGAGAAUCUGAGAUCGAGAUCCCGGAGUGAUCUUGAAGCUUACAUCUACAUUGACGGCUUUUGCUUUUGAUUUGAGGCCAAUCUCGGCUUGGCUUGGCUUUUGCUCUUGAUUCUACCAUUUGCUCCGCCCUCCUCUUCUGUUUAGUAGAACAGCCAACCUGUUGGAGAUGCGCUCUGGUGAACAAUUGUUGUGAGAUCAAUUUGGCUUUGCUCUUCUGAA
This is a messenger RNA of Selaginella moellendorffii, 468 nucleotides long. RefSeq names its product putative ribonucleoside-diphosphate reductase small chain B. Gene Ontology annotation, molecular function: oxidoreductase activity. The record is from RefSeq and is a predicted model, not a curated record. NCBI's taxonomy places the organism in Eukaryota, Viridiplantae, Streptophyta, Lycopodiopsida, Selaginellales, Selaginellaceae. Bases 1 to 318 code for a protein of 105 amino acids. The transcript has 3 exons.